Messenger RNA from Pochonia chlamydosporia 170, 1353 nucleotides. Its product is annotated as glutamine amidotransferases class-II domain-containing protein. The transcript has 4 exons. The coding region runs from base 1 to 1353 and encodes 450 amino acids. The record is from RefSeq and is a predicted model, not a curated record. NCBI's taxonomy places the organism in Eukaryota, Fungi, Ascomycota, Sordariomycetes, Hypocreales, Clavicipitaceae.
AUGCGAUUCACAAUUGGCCACGUCCCAUCCAUAUCGCUGACUCCCAGAAGCAGACAUCAUCUCGACCUCGCAAAGACUGUUCCUGCAUCCUACAACUAUAACAAUCAUUCUAUUCCUUUUAGUCUUUCGCUCCUCGUCCUAGGAUCUUUUUUGCUGUGUGAACUGUCACUCUCCCGGCGAAUCAUGUGCCGCUUCUUGGUAUACAAAGGCAGCGACGAGAUCCUCCUGUCCAAGCUAAUUCUCGACCCGACGCAUUCCAUAUUGAAACAGUCCUUUGACUCGCGGCUCCGUCUAGACACCCGACGAGGACAAAACAACGCCGAUGGCUUCGGUAUAGGAUUCUACACGGAUCCGAAGCUCGGGGCAGCGCCCUGUCUCUUCACGUCCACCAUCCCAGCAUGGAACUGCACAAACCUCCAGCGCAUCGCCUCCAAGACGGCCUCACGCCUCAUCUUUGGCCAUGUCCGCGCCACGACCGAAGGCUCGCUCAGCGAGGACAACUGCCACCCCUUUACCCACGCAAGCCUAAUGUGGAUGCACAACGGCGGACUCGGCGGCUGGAAACACAUCAAGAGAAAGCUCGGCGGCCGCCUGGCGGACAAGUGGUUCCUCGAGGUCAAGGGCGGCACCGACAGCGAAUGGGCCUUUGCGCUGUUCCUCGACACCCUCGAGCGGCUCGGCCACGACCCCAGCUCAUCGCCCGAGAGUGGCUUCGGACCGACCGUCUUGCGAAAGGCCGUGGAGCAGACUAUUGCGCAGAUCAACGAGCUGACCGACGCGAUUCCCCAGGAUGUGCUGCAGAACGAGGAUGUCGACACUAGGAGUUUGCUCAACUUUGCUGUGACGGAUGGCCACAGUGUCAUUUGCACACGCUAUAUUAGCAGCUCAAAGGACGAGGCGGCCAGCCUGUACUAUUCGUCUGGUACGCAGUGGGUGACGCGGACCGCUGACCCCAACGACAGGCAGUAUCAGAUGGAGCGCAAGGACAAGGGGGCUGAUAUCGUGCUUGUGGCUAGCGAGCCUUUGACUUUUGAGCGUGAAAACUGGGUGAAUGUUCCUACAAACUCUAUCCUCACCAUUCAUCGCCAGACAGUCAUGGUGCAUCCCAUCCUUGACAAGUACUACGAACGAGACCCCUAUCACGUCCGCUCCAGUGCCUUUGUUCAGACCAAGGGCCUCAUUUCGAACGAGAAGCCGCCUAGCGGCACAUCCAUUAGUCCUGGUAGCGGCACGACGCCAUCUAGCUUCGAUGGCUACAGGAAAUUAGCUGCGCAGACUCUGUGCUCACGAAGUCUGAGCCCUGACGUGAGCAGGCGUUCCUUGACCCCUCUGUCCGCGAACGAGUUGCGAUAA